Molecule: messenger RNA, 7248 nt
Organism: Closterium sp. Yama58-4
Lineage: Eukaryota; Viridiplantae; Streptophyta; Zygnematophyceae; Desmidiales; Closteriaceae
Source: the annotation of a GenBank genome assembly
AUGCCACUAUCCACCCCUUCGUCCCGCGAAGAUACGUCACAUACUAAUCGCGACGCAACUUCUCUCGGAAAUGAAGCGCUUCAAGAAGAAUCAUCAACUCCUCGUGUGGAUACCGCUCCGCCUGAACGCGACUCAUUGCCCGUCCGAGUAAGAUUAUUUGUCGGCGGGCUGCCCGGGAACGUCUCAGAAGAUGAAGUUCGAGGUAGAUUCCAGCCGUUCGGGCAGGUCAACCAUGUCAACGUGAUUCUCGCCAAGUCACACCAGUUGCUUCCCGCAUCCGCCGCGGCGCCUCCCUCACAGCAAAUAACUCCUGGCCGUCCAUUUCAAGAGGCGAUCGGAGAUGGAGUCGAUCGGCAGAGCAGCCACGUGGCAGUGUGUCGUGGCUUUGCUUACGUGGACAUGGUUCCCAAGUCCGCCAAGGCCUUGCACCAAUGCUUGUCGCUGUACAACGGGUGCAAGUGGAAGGGGGGGCGGAUGCGCGUGGAACCGGCAAGGGGGAGUUUCCUCGAGCAGAACACUAAAGAGCGCAAGGAGAGGGAGAGGCAGGAGGCCGAGGAGAGAGCGGGUGGUAACCCGGUUACAAAGGCCUCUGCCAGUGUGUGUUUAAGCCCGGAGGAAGUAGCUGCACUGAAGUCGCGGAAGCUAGAGCCAAUGAACCUGGCGUGGCGUGGCGGGAAGAAGGAGGUAGCUGCACUGAAGGCGCGGAAGCUAGAGCCGAUGAAUCUGGCGUGGCGCGGAGGGAAAAAGACGCGGCGCAUGCCAGCAGCGGGGGGGCCGGGGUGUGGGCGGCACAAGCUGAGCUUCCAGCGCCUGGCAGUCGAGCCCUCCCUCUCUGCCGUGCUUGCCCGCGCCGCUGCUGCCACCGCCGUCGCCGCUGCUUCUGAUGAUGGUGGUGGUGGUGGACGUGGUGCUGGUGGCGUUGGUGCUGGUGGUGUUGGUGCUGGUGCUUCUGCUGCGUCUGCUGGUGCUGCUGGUGCUGCUGCUGCUGCUGCUGCUGUGAGGGGAGGAGCACUAGAGGGAGGUGAAGGAAGUCGCAUGAGUGUGACGAUUGGAAAGGGUGGAGGAUUGGAGGGUGCUGGUGGGUAUGCUGGUGUUGGGGAGCAGGAGGAGCAGCAGGAGCAGGGGAAAGAGGGGGAGGAAGGGGGUGAGGAGGAUGGGGGGUUGGAGAGGGAGAGAGAGAUGCAGAGGCGACUGCUGCAAAGGUUCCUGAUGCAGGAAGGGGAAGGGGCGGAGGCAGAGGGGGCGAAGGUGGAGGGGGGAGGGGUGGGCGAUGGGGGGAGUAAGGGGGAUUGGGGGGAGAAGGGUGUGGAGGGGAGGGAUGGGAGUGGGAGUGGUGGGCGGAAGGGAAGUGAGGGGGGAGGGGGAGACGGUGAUGUGGUGAUGAGCGAGGGGCGUGGUGGGGCAGAGGCAGAGGACGAGGAAGAGAAUGAGGAAGAGGAGGAAGUGGAGGAAGAGGAGGAGGACGAUGGUUUGAACAUCAACCUGACAUGGAGUGGGCCCAGCAAAGGCAGCAAAACCAGUGAGAAUAUGAGUAGCAAGGGGUUACAGGAAAUGGAGUCUAGUGCAGUGGCAGCCACGGAAAGGACAGGUGGUGUUGGUGGUGUGAGUGGUGUACCAACUGAGAGCACACAUGUUGCUGCAGGCAGGGAGCAGGGAAAGGCACUGCUGAAAGCAUCUCGUGAGGGAAAUCAAGGGAAGGGAGAAGGUGGAGUGACUCCCGUGGUGAGGGGAGCAGAGGGAAGGCAACGGGAGGAAUUGGCAGGGAUGAAAGUGGUUGGGGAGAAAGGCGUAAAAGAGAAAGAAACAAGGAAAAAGGAAGAGGAGGUUGUGGAAGAGAAAGUACCGACAAAGAAGGUGGGGAGUGAGAGGAAGGAACAAGUGGGGAAGACAGGGGAGGGGGGUUCUCGGUGGGAUAGGUUGUUUGCUGUUGCUUCGUGUGAGGUGGAGGAGGAGGAGGAGGAGGAGGAGGAGGAGGAGGAGGAGGAGGAGGAGGAGGAGGAGGAGGAGGAGGAGGAGGAGGAGGAAGGGGAUGUAGAGGAAGGAAAGGGGAAAGAGGGGAAGGAGCGAGGGCAAAAGGAUUGGGGAAGCUCAAAUCUAAAGGGAGCAUAUGAGGGAAUGGAAGAAGAUGAACUGAAAGAGGAUGAGUUGGAGGGUUGGACAGCAGCAACAGCACCGAGUGGGGGUCUGGCGGAGAGGCAGGAGCAGGUGGGUAGCGCGUGGGUGCAGAAGUUCACGUGGAAAUCGCUCACUAGCGCUGAUGGUAGACUUUCCUUCUCCCUCAAACCGGUUCUGGUGCCUGAGUGUCCUUCUCCUGGCGAGCUGAGCGAAGGGGAGGGGGAGAAUUCGCGCGGACCGGACGGGCUCCGGUGGAGGCGGGGGCAGAGGGGCUCGGCGCGCAGCGAGAAUUUGGCGGUGGAACAGCAGGCGGAAGAGAAACCCGACGGUUGGGAGUUUGUUGGGUCGAGUGGCGAUUCUUCAGGUUCCGGAGACGAGGGUUCGAAUCCUCACGAGUUCACAUUUUCGGCGGAAAACAGUGUGAUGGUGGACCAAGUGCGAAUGCUGCAGCACAUUCACUCCUGCGCGCACGCGGAAGAUGAGGUUGCAGGGGGGGAUGCGGGGGGGAUAAUGCGCGCGACCGCGGGGGGAAUGAAGCCGCGCGUGCUGAAAGCGAGCACGCCGAUUCGUGAUAUUUAUAAAUCGGAAGGUCCUAUCGACGAGGAUGUGGUGUGCAUGCAGGCCGACUGGCCGCUGACGUGGACGCACAUCACGCUUGCGACUGGCGUGUCGGUGGGCUCCGGGAUUGCCGGGCCCGAGGACGUCACGAUGCUGACUCAGGCGACAACUUGCACCGCCAUUCUGUGCUUGCAGGGCGAGGAGUCCUUGGAGUCGUUCGGAGUUAACUGGAAGGCGGUUCAGGAGCAGGCGGAGCAGUGUGACGUCGCCAUGUUCCGUGUUCCCGUGCCAGAGUUCGACCAGCAGAAACAGGUUGCUGGGAUGGUGGAGGCGGUGCGUCUCCUGGCAUCGCUGCUAGUGACAGGUCACAGGGUCCACGUGGCAUGCGCUACAGGGAAGAACUGCAGCCCGCUGGUCGUGCUAGGCUACUUGACGUUCUUCCAGGGCCUAGCAUGGAGCGAGGCCAAGGCCAUGAUAGUCGACAGCGUUCCGUCCGCGGAUCCGUCGCACGAGGCAUGGGAGCAGGCUCGUCUCGUUCUGUCAGCGGCAGAUGGGGUGGGCGCGCACAGGAUGACGGAACUAGCAGAGGAGCAGUACCAGCGGCGCAUAGAGCAGGGCGCGGGCGCGGAGGGCGGGGGGCAGACGGCGAGGGAUGACUGGGAGGAGGCGCAGAGGCGGCUCAUCACUGAGACGCUGCAGCACAGGGUGUCCGCGGACGUGACCAUCUCGCAGUCUCUCUCCAAGGCGGCAUCUCGCCAGGCGUCAUCUCCCAAGCCAAAGGAGGUGCAGCAGAGCUUCGCUCCCGUGGCCGACCCGCAGAUAGCGCCUCCACUGGAUACGCCCUUCCAGCAGCCGCACAUACUCGACUCGGUCUACUCCUUUGUCAACGACCAUCACGCCCACACAUGGCCCCUCACUGCCCCACCUCCCGCCGACGCCCCUCCUGCCCACGACCUCUCCGCUCUUGCUGCCUCUGAGGGGACUGGCUUCCCAGGGGGGGGUGUACUGGACGGGGAGGGUGUUGUGGGGGAGGUGGCAUCUGGAGUGGAGGAGCGCAUUGCUCUGCUGGAGCAGAAGCACCUGGCGGCCAUGGCUGCUGCUCGAUCCGCCACAGAACAGGUGCGAUUCUUCAUGCAGCACGUGAGUGAGCUGAGGGAGAGCGAGACAGCAGCUCGCAUGGAGGCAGCAGCAGCACACGAGCGCAUUGCGCUGCUCACCGCCCAGCUUUCGGAAGUUUCCCAGGAACUUUCUCUCCUUCAGGAGCGGGAGCGGGAGCUUUUAUCGGCCCACGAAGCAGCCGAGGCGAAAGCACAGGCAGCGGAAGAGCGGGCUGCGGAAUUAGCCAAUAGAAUCGCUCAGAUGGAAGAAAUGGAAGCUGCAGCUAAGGAAGCAGCAGCGGUGGCUUUGGAGCGAAUGCAGGCGCUGGCCGAACAGGUGAAGGAACUUUCCGAGAAGGAGCGUACGGCUGCCGCACGGAUGGGCGAGAUGGAGACGAGGCUGGAGGAAGCUUCCGAGAAAGCGGCGGCGGAUCACGACCUGAUGGUGAAGCUGGAAGACCGGGCGGAACGGGCAGAAAAAGAAGCGAGGAAAGCGCAGGAGGCGCUAGGGGCAGCGAACGAGCGGGUGAAAUUUUUCUUCCGGGUGAUGAGAGGGCUCCGGGAUAGGGAGCGAGCGGCGAAAGAAGCUAUGCAUGCUGCGACUGACAGGCUUGAAGCUGCUGUGACUGAAGCGGAGAAUCUCCGGAGGAAGGACGAGUUGAUGCGAGAGGCGUGGGCGGUGGCGAGUGAACGGAUCGAGCUGCUGACGCGGCAGGUGCAGCAAGUGGAAGGGCUGAAAAUGGAGGUGAAAAGAGAGGCGGUGGAUGCUGCGAAAGUGUUUUUGCAUGAGAGUGACGAGCACCGGCUGAUGGUUGUGAGGGAGGAGUUGAGCGCAGCGGAGGAGAGGGAGAGGAUGCUGCAGGCGCAGUUGGAGAGGCUGGGUGCUGAGCUGGCGGCGGCAAGAGAUGACAUGGCGGAGCGUGACGCCAGGCUGGCGGCAGUGGCUGCUGAGGUGGCGGAGAGGGAGCGUGCGGUGGAGGAGAGCCGGGCGGCGAUUGGGGCGGCAGAGAAGAGGAUCAAGGAGCUGGAAGAGCAGCUUGCGGGCGCCCGCAACGCCGCUGCUGCUGCGAGCGAACGGAGCGCUUUCCUCAUGCGGCAAGUGGCUCGGUUGAAAGGGACCGCCGCUGCUGACGCUGUGGCGCGAUCAGGGGGAGGAGGGGGAAAGGGGGAAGGGUCGAGCUCGAAACACAAGGUGGCGGCUUUAGAGGUGGAGAUUCGGGCACUGGAGAAACGUGAACGCGCAGCUCGGGCAGAAGCGGAGGCCGAAAAGGCCCGGGUGCGGGAGCUCGAGGCGCAGGUCGGGCAGCUGGAAAGCAAGGAGCGGGCAGCCCGGGAAAAACUCCAGUCGUCUCAGGACCGGGUGGGGUUCUUCCUGCGGCAAGCGGUGGAGCUGAGGGAAAGAGAGGGCGCGAGUAAGAGCGCGCUAAAAGAAACUUUUAAGAAAGUGGAGGGGCUGUCGCACCAAGUGGGGUUGCUGCAGGGGGAGUUGGCGCGGGCUAGCAGGGAGUCUGGGAAGUCUACUGAUACUGUGGAGAGGCUUCAGCAACUUACACUGGAGCUGAAAGAAAGGAUCCACGAGACGUCUCGAGUGGCCAGCAGCAUCAAGAAGGUUCCUGGGUCGUCCAGGAUCAAUGGAUUCGAGCGAAACGGAGCAGGGCUUGGGGUGCUCAAGGCUCCUGAACUCACUGCUUCAGAUGCAGCUGCCAACAAUGGCGCUAGUAAUGGAGCUGCUGCUAGUAAUGGUGCUGCUGCUUCAAGAAACGUGAAAGGGGAGAAGGAGAAGAAGGAUGAUGACAAUGACGACUUCUUUGGAGGGUCGGGCAGCGGGGGAGGAGGGGGAGGGGGCAGAGGAGUGCCAGCAGCACAAGGGAAGGCGAGCAGCAGUGGGUCGCGUGCAGCUUCUCCCUCCUUUAAAUCUCUGAAGGCAACCCAACACCCCACACAACCCAGCAGCACCGCGUUCUCCUCCUUCCAGCAAGCAGCAGCAGCAGUCACAAUAGCAGCAGCAGCAGCAGUCACAGCGGCAGCAGGAGCAACAGCAGGAGAGUACACAGCCGAACUCUCAGACACAGCAACGCUGGUUGCCAUGGUUACCACCCUCCAGUCCCAAGCCUCCUCUCUCCGAGCCUCCCGCCAAACCGCCCUCGCCUCCGUGGCAGCCUCCCAUUGGCCGUUCCAAUCGCUGCCAGUUUACGCUGCCCCGGUUAGUGCCUCUUCGAGCAACAAAAGAAAGGGAGGGAAAGCGAAUGACGGGAAGGUGGAGAAGGGAGGAGUAGAAGUCGGGUGGUGGAUGGACCAAUCGCAGUCCCUGAAAGCAGAUGAUGUUUCGCCUGCUGCUCUCUCUCCCUCUUCCCCCGCCUCUCCUUUGGACUCCUUUCGAAGAGCCCUCACCACUCUGGCUCUCCCCAUCCCCUUCCACCAACUGGGAAUGAGGAAGAAGGGGUCUGCGGAACCUGCAGCAGGAGAUGCUGCACCAGAAGGGCCUUCCCCAGUUGACGGCAACCGACCGCCGUAUCAAGACUCGUGCCCCUUUCUGUUCAACUUGACCCGUUGCACUACGAACGGCCGGCCGGACAACUCGUACGUUCGCUACUCGUGGUAUUCGACAAGCUGCAAGAGAAUAGUGCGGUUCAACCGAACUCACUUCGGACAGCUAAUAAAGAACAAGCAGAUCGCGAUCAUCGGCGACUCGCUCACGAGCGCUAACUUCGUGCCGUCACUGCUGUGCCAGAUUAACCAGCUGUACUGGGUGAGUCCGAAGCCCGAGCUGCGCACGUUGGAUGGCGGCGCGUGGUCCAAGGAUUCGCCCGAGGCGGUGGCUUACGUGUACUCGAUCCCCGAUCUCAACGCCAAGAUCGUCAUGCUCUGGGACGACUACCUCGUGCGCAUCAACCAGAACGCUACAAUGCUGGCAAAGGUCGGAGGAAUCACGGACCCCAAGCCGGCUGACUGUCUGAUAGACGUCACCACGCCCAACCCGCAGUGGGCGCGCUACCUGGACGAGUGGGACGCUGUGCUGCUCGAAACCACCACGCACUGGCGGUCGCUCUCUAAAGGGCCGCGAAUGGUCUACACAAACGAGAAUUGGAACAAACUGAGCCUCGACCAGUACCAGGCGCACAGCCAAGCUCUCACGAGCGUUCGCACGCACUUCAGCAAUCGAAAGAAGCUGGGGAAGCAGCUGCCAGUGCCUUUUUUCAUGACGGCCCCCCCUCAGCACAACGCCAAGAAGGUUGGCGGCAAGGGCGUGUGUGGGUCACCUGGUCGAAUGCUGAACGCGAAAGAGAUGGGCAAGCUACAGCGAACCAACGUGCAGAUGAAGCUCUUCCUGCCCAUCCAACAACGGGUCUUCACUCCGACCUCGGGCGUUCGUCGCAUGGACAUCACCACUAUGAGCGCCUUUCGGCCCGAAGCACACAUCGGCGGAUUCAUGGGCGGGGUGAGUGUGAUGACUGAUGAGGCCAUAAUGGGGCUGUGA